This is a messenger RNA of Williopsis jadinii, 1320 nucleotides long. RefSeq lists its product as uncharacterized. The transcript has a single exon. Lineage: Eukaryota; Fungi; Ascomycota; Saccharomycetes; Phaffomycetales; Wickerhamomycetaceae. The record is from RefSeq and is a predicted model, not a curated record. The coding region runs from base 106 to 1038 and encodes 310 amino acids.
CCUGGGUUUUUAUCGCGGGAGGGAUAUUUCAACAACAGAACUUUUCUGCUCAUAACCGUCAAGCAGCAUACAAAGCAUCGGCAUCACACAAGGAACUACCACUGAAUGUUGGGCUCAAAACUCCAAUCUGGUGCCUUCGUACGGCCCCUGAUAAGUGGGAAAACAGAUCUGGAACAAGCUGUGGUGGAAGAGCAUAACGCUGAGGUUCAGAACCAGCAGCUUGCUAAUCAACAAGUGCAUCGGGAGCCACAACAGACAUCAACGUUUCUACGGCACAAGAGGACUAUCGACGAAGUUGAAAAGGACCAGGACACAGAGCUGGAGAUCCUCAAGAGCAAAGUCUCCCUGUAUGACAUAGUUUCCAAGCAAAGAAUACGAAACUGUGUGAAGAGCACAAGGUGUUCUCAUAUCGAACCGUUUGAUUUUGAGACUUUUUGUUGUGUAAACAAAGUCACAACGUCUUUCUUCUCCAAACCCAAUAUGACUGAGACAGACAACAGAUGGCAACUCAGGAGUCUACCCAAUGAGAAUGGGAAGGUGAGGUUCCAACUAUCGCUGAAACGAGGGAAAUCUCUCUCGAAUAUGAACCAUCUGAAAUUGACGAGGAAGUAUAAAAAUGUGCUGAAUUUUAGGUGUCCAGUGUGUAAUGUUUCCUUCAACUCUAUGGAGUUGAUCCAUGACGAUUUCAUGGACCUGGUGUUGAGGAAUGUUCCUCCAGAUAUCAAAACUGUGGAGUUGGAUGAUUCGUUCGUGUGCACCCUCUUACCAGAGACGACGGAGAUUAAAAGUGAUUCCCAAGUGAUAUCGCUAGAUGAUGGUGAUGACAUUGCCGGCGAUGGUCUUUCCACUGAAAUUACCCCUGACCUUGUUAAUGGGAUUGUCAGUGAUGACGAUUCCCCGCUAAAACUUUUAUCUAGGAAAUCUAAAAGGAUAAGAGUCAAACUGUUCAGCGAUAACGAUGAGUACGAUUUCUGGGAUUCUGAUGAUGGAGAAGACCUUAUAGGAGGUACCGAAGACGACCCUGUGGUUAUUGAUUAGAUGAGACAUGUGCAUGUCCAUAUAUCGUUACUAUUGAUAUUACUAUAUUAGUCAGAUAAUAGAUAUGGUCUUUACUUAAACGUUUCAUGCUGUUGGUGCUUGUUCUAUCGCCUCAGUCUUGGGCUUCUUUACUAUUAUCUCAACAUAGUUUCCUGGGAUAUAGCCUGUUUGGCCACUUCUAGACCGUACUCUCCACCAUUGCGAUUCUCUACCAGAGGGAUCCAGCUUUGACAGUAUGGCGACUAAAUCGCCAGUCUUGAGUGGUAGUUCCACCUGGGGAUU